This is a messenger RNA of Pristis pectinata (smalltooth sawfish), 1919 nucleotides long. It is a transcript of the gene cfap221, whose product is annotated as cilia and flagella associated protein 221. Gene Ontology annotation, biological process: cilium movement; cilium assembly. Bases 66 to 1919 code for a protein of 617 amino acids. Lineage: Eukaryota; Metazoa; Chordata; Chondrichthyes; Rhinopristiformes; Pristidae. The transcript has 18 exons. Gene Ontology annotation, cellular component: cilium. The record is from RefSeq and is a predicted model, not a curated record.
UUAGCGAACCGCAGGAUUUUACUGUCUCUGCCGCAACAGGCAAGUUAUUUAAAUUCAAUGCCAUCAUGGAGGUAGAAAAACAUGCUGUCCUGCAGUUCAGCAACCAUGGUCAUGCCCUAACAAAGCAAGCAAUCCUUCCUAAAGACAGAUUGGUGGAGGAACCCAAGCAUGAAAAUGUGCCAAACCAUUUACUGGAAACAAAGAUCUAUAGCACAUUACAGAGAAACAAAUCAAUUAAGGCUAUCCCUGCUGUGCUACAUUUUGGAGGCUAUGAGAUAGGAAAACAUCACCAACAGAAUCUGAAACUGGUCAAUAUUUCUUCAGUAGUGACAAAUGUUCACAUUCUACCUCCUCAGACAAAACACUUCCAAAUCAAAUAUACCAAAAAGAAUCAUUUGGUCCCUGGAAUGUCAUUUAUUGUUUCAGUUGAUUUCUGCCCUAAUGAAUGGCGAUAUUACUAUGAUAGUGUUCGCAUUCAUUGUAAGGAAGAUGAAACACUGCUUAUUCCUAUACAUGCUUAUCCUGUUGCAAAUGUAGUGGAUUUUCCUGCUCACUUAAAUAUAAAUGAUGUCCCUCUUGGACAAAGCAAAGACAUCAUCAUUCCUUUGCGGUGUAGCUGCCCAGUUGAUUUUGAGUUUCAGUUAAAUUGUCCACAACUGCAUCAUGCAUUCAAAAUUCAGCCUACAUCAGGAAUAAUACCAGCUAAUGAACAAAUUGACAUUGUUGUCACAUAUACACCUUCUGACCGUGCUACAGCUCAAAGUAAGGUACAGCUCAUCAUUUCAGAGUUUAACUCAAAGCCCUACAUUUGUACUAUCACUGGGAUUUACUCUCCAGGCCUUGAAUUUAGGCCUCAAGCUGAAUAUGAAGAAACUAAAGACACCGUUACAAGAAAAUUAUUGGACCCCCAGAGUAUUUCACCAAUGCACAUUUCAAGAAAAAAGAGACAUCAGAAACAUGUAUUGGAUCAUACCUCUGGAAAAUUAAAGGACACAAAGUUUCCAGCCGAUUUGUCCAAUCCACAUGCUGUAGCCCUUGUAUUAAACCAGAAACCUGGCAAAUUACGAAUUAAAGAUCUGCGAGAGGCAUUGGCUAACAUUCAAGGGGCAUCACAAGGCAGACAGGCAAAGGAAGCAAUAUUUAAUCAAAAGGUCAACAAUAAUGUUAUGUUGGAGCAAGCUAACCAAUUACAAUGGCAGUCGCACCUUGGUAGAGAUCCCAUUUCUCCUAAAGCUAAGCAGUUGAUUCUGGAAAAUAGACAACUAGCGGAUGAAGAGUACAAGAUUUACCUGGAUGUCCAUGUACCAGAAAAGGAAUGUCAAAGACAGAAAACAAAGAUUUCAUUGACCCGUGUCCUCCGAUCUGUUGGACAGUUUCCAAGUUGCACCCCGGAAUUUGAUCCUUAUUCAAAUGAUCCCUGGGAAGUUCGUAAUAGAGCUCUCAAACAUUUUCAACUAGCUGCAAGAAAGGUUAUCAUACAAUGCCGAGUAAAUCACAGAUUGACUUUAUUGCGAAAACUUGUUGAAAGUCUCAAAACUCAAACAGAAAGUUUAAUCAAUUUCAACGAGAGCAGCAUAGUCACCAUUGAUUGUUCAGAUCAGGAAACUGAAAAGUAUCAUGCAAGUCUUUCCAUGGAAAAACUUCUACCUUUUACAUUCCCUUAUUAUGUUUCUCCUGACUGGAGUGAUGAAUUAGCUGCUGAUGGACUUGGAUCUGUGCCUGUCAAACCUUCAGAAAUAACGAUCAAUCGAGUGGUACCAUACUUCACCCUAAAGGCUUUUCAUCGUUAUAAGAUAAUGGAUUAUGAACCAUAUUCUACUCAGUAUUCUUCAUCCAGAUAUGUUCCAUUAACUUUGGCACGGCCCCUCAGGACAGGAGCAGAGGUAAUCUUUAGUUUAGCAUACAUCUUGGGAAUAUAA